Messenger RNA from Cyclopterus lumpus (lumpfish), 3644 nucleotides. RefSeq names its product dipeptidyl aminopeptidase-like protein 6. Gene Ontology annotation, molecular function: serine-type peptidase activity; dipeptidyl-peptidase activity. The coding region runs from base 1 to 2520 and encodes 839 amino acids. The record is from RefSeq and is a predicted model, not a curated record. Lineage: Eukaryota; Metazoa; Chordata; Actinopteri; Perciformes; Cyclopteridae. Gene Ontology annotation, biological process: proteolysis. The transcript has 26 exons.
AUGGCUUCGCUGUAUCAGAGAUUCAACGGGAAGAUUAGCACGACCAAUUCCUUCCCGCACCCACCUGAGGCCAGUCACCUUCUCGGUGGUCAGGUUACAGACGAGGAAGCGAAGACCCCUCAGCAACUCGUCGAUGGCAAACCUCACGGCCAGUACCGCAAAAAAAGCUCGAGGGAGGAUGAGGAUGACCUGGUCGGCAGCGCUCCGCCGCAGAGGAACUGGAAAGGAAUAGCCAUCGCCCUGCUGGUCAUCCUCAUCAUCUGCUCCCUGAUUGUCACCUCCGUCAUCCUGCUGACCCCUCGCGAAGAUGACAGCCUCGCCCUGAAGAAGAAAGUGACGAUAGAGGAUGUUUUCGGUCCAGACCUUCACAUCCAUGACCCAGACGCCAAAUGGCUCAGCGACAAUGAGCUGCUGUAUCGUACAAGGGAAGGGGAUGUUGUCAAUGUUAAUGUUGACACAAAGGAGAGCUCUGUUAUCGUUCUGAACCAGUUGUUUGACCGAUCCAGAGCCACCAGGUACCAAGUGUCUCCAGACAUGCAACAUGUGUUGUUCGCCUUUGAGGUGAAACCGAUCUACCAACACUCCUAUGUGGCCAAGUACAUCAUAUACAGCCUUGUGACACAGGAGACUUGGCCUCUGAAGCCCCCUGAAGUGCAUGAAGCUGUCCUGCAGUUUGCUGGAUGGGGACCUCGAGGCGAGCAGCUGAUCUUCAUAUUUGAAAACAACAUCUUCUACAGAUCAACAGUGGACAACCGAGCGAUCCGCCUGGUUUCCACUGGGAAAGAGGGCGUCGUCUUUAACGGCCUCGCUGACUGGCUGUACGAGGAGGAGAUCCUGCAGACACACAUCGCCCACUGGUGGUCUCCAGACGGGCUGCGUCUGGCCUACAUGACCAUCAAUGACACGCUGGUGCCCAGUAUGGAAGUUCCCUUCUUCACAGGGAUGCCGUACCCUGCCACCUUGGAGUAUCACUACCCAAAGGCUGGGGAAGAAAACCCUGUAGUGCACCUGUCGGUGGUGAGCCUCAACGGUCCCCUGCACACCGUGGUGAUGAAGAAACCCGAUGACCCCCGAAUCGGGAGGGAAUAUUAUAUCACGAUGGUGAAAUGGGCCACCAGCACAAAACUGGCUGUCAACUGGCUGAACAGAGGCCAGAACAACUCCAUCUUGACACUGUGUGAGGCGACAACGGGCGUCUGCAUCAAGAAACACGAGGAUGAGAGUGAGAGCUGGUUGCACAGACAGAAUGAAGCGCCGCUCUUUUCCCAUGACGGACACAAGUUCUUCUUCACCAGAGCAAUCCCUCAGGGAGGGAGAGGAAAGUUUUUCCACAUCUCGAUGUCCACCUCUAUGCCUAACACUAGCACAGACAUCCUUCAGUCCUUGACUUCUGGAGACUGGGACGUCACCAGGAUUUUGGCCUACAAUCAUGAAAGGAACCUCAUAUACUUUCUGAGCACAGAGGAUGACCCCAAGCGGCGGCACUUGUACAGUGCUGACACAAUCCCUCCGUUCAACCGCUGCUGCCUGUCGUGUGAGGUCAAGUGCGGCUAUGUGGACGUUUCAUUCAGCCACAACAUGCAGUACUUCCUACUCAACUGUAAAGGUCCAGAUGUACCGAGCGUGGCUAUCUACAGCACCGAGGACAAACAGAAGGUGUUCGACGUGGAGACAAACGAAAGAGUAAACAGCACGUACAACAAUCUGCAGAUGCCCAGAGUGGAGUAUGAGACCAUCACCAUAGAAGACUACACUCUGACCAUGCAGAUUCUGAAGCCAGCUGGGUUCGUGGAUACAGCCCAUUACCCCUUACUGCUGCUAGUGGACGGCACGCCUGGCGGGCAGAUGGUGUCGGAGCAAUUCCGGGUAGACUGGGCCACGGUUCUGGUCAGCAGCUUCAGCACCAUCGUCAUUCGCUUCGAUGGCCACGGCAGUGGCUUCCAGGGCACCAACCUUCUGCACGAAGUGAGGAGGCAACUGGGAAAACUAGAGGAGGGGGACCAGCUGGAGGCACUCAGGUUCAUAUCCAAAGAGUCCUAUAUUGAUCAGAGUCGAAUGGGAGUUUAUGGAAAGGCCUAUGGAGGAUAUUUAGCCACGAUGCUUCUCAGCUCGUUUAACCAGCUUAAAUGUGGAACAGCAGUCUCCCCCAUCACAGAUUUCGAGCUAUACGCAUCUGCAUUUUCGGAGCGAUACCUGGGCUCAAAGACAGAUGCACGAGUAUAUACGAUGGCCAAUUUAGCACACAGAGCUGGCCAGCUUCUGCAGAAGCAGUACUUGAUAAUUCACCCGACUGCUGACGAAAAGGUUCACUUCCAGCACACAGCCAAAUUUAUCAACCAUUUAAUCAGCGAGAAGGCCAAUUACUCUCUACAGAUCUACCCAGACGAGGGGCACUUCCUGCACAGCGAUGGGACGCAGCAGCACCUGAGCCAAUCCCUGGUCAACUUCUUCGAGGUGUGUUUCCGGGUGCCGGAGAUUCUGACCGAGGACCAGCAAGAAGAGGACGAGGACAACAGUUAAGCACGCCCCUCUGAGCGGGCCCCGGCCGGCUAGUGCAGCGCGAUAUGCAACGGAACCUUCUUACCCAAUCAACCCACACCACGUGCUGCCCAAUCUUGAUUUGAGCGGCCCUUUGAAGCGCAGCACCUGCACGUGCUCCGCCCCCCUCCUCACCUCGUGCUGGCUGCUCGUGAGAAAGACUCAAUAAGUCUCAGGCGUGAGCGGUCACGCCUCUCUCUCUUUCUCUCUCUCUCUCUCUCUCUCUCUGCUAUUGGAAUAUAUGAACUAGUACUCCCUCUAGUGGACAAAUAGAGGAUCAACAUAACGCCCACUGAUCUAUGCCUCUCCAUUCCAAACCAAGCACAUUCAUUGGGCACUUUCCAGCACAAAAUACCUUCUUUUAACAUUUACCUUUCCCAGAGGCCCCUUUCUAACCAAUGUACUGAUUGUUCUGUUCAUGAGUAUGAUUACUGCUACUUUCUCAGACUGUCUCUGUUCAGUGUUGUGUCUUUGAGUGAAUGUCUGGCUGCAUCAGUCCGUAUAGUUGCUUUACAAAACAAGGGCACACUGUUUAACUUUCCUUGUACUACGAAAAGCGUCGAUCCUGAAAGGGUAUGGGAUCAUAUUUUCCCUCGUGAAUUUAUCGAAUUGAAUUCCUGUUCUUUUAGUCACUGUGCCUUACUGUGGGUGAAAUGUUCAUGUUGUGGUCCGACAUGAACAUAAGACAAAUUAGUGAAUAUGGAUAGGCCUUGUCUGAACUGUGGACUCAAAACCAGAUGAUGAUUUAAUUUAAGUAAUAGCCAGUUACUUGAGAGGUAAAUUAAAAUCCCAAGUUAUGGCACAUUUUUAUCUCAAAACAUGGAAAGAACUGAAUACAGAGUAGUUGUAAAUCAGCUUGAAAUAUGGUGUUUUUUUGGACAAAAACUAUUUAGUUUGCAAAUAGUUCUUGAUAUUUAACUUCUAAAAACGAGUGAAUGCUGAAUUUCCAUUAUUUGACUGUUAAAUGGAUGGAUUCUCUCCCCGUGUCACUUCUGUUAGUAUUGUCAGUGGUUUCUAGUCAGCUGAUGUACAAAGUGUAUAAAUCUUAUAUUGUUUAAGUCUUUAUGUCGUAUGUGCAACUUGUAUAUAAAACAUUUUGAAAUCUC